Marmota flaviventris (yellow-bellied marmot) is the source of this 2350-nucleotide messenger RNA. It is a transcript of the gene Thap5, whose product is annotated as THAP domain containing 5. Lineage: Eukaryota; Metazoa; Chordata; Mammalia; Rodentia; Sciuridae. Gene Ontology annotation, cellular component: nucleus. The record is from RefSeq and is a predicted model, not a curated record.
CCUCAGGAAGAAGGGCCCGCCUGCGCCCCUCGCUGGUCCCGGUCUUCCGGGACCUUACCCGAGUGAUGCCCCGCUAUUGCGCAGCGAUUUGCUGUAAAAACCGCCGAGGACCGAACAAUAAAGACCGGAAGCUGAGCUUUUACCCGUUUCCUCUACAUGACAAAGAAAGACUUGAAAAGUGGUUAAAGAAUAUGAAACGUGAUUCUUGGGUUCCUAGUAAAUACCAGUUCCUAUGUAGUGACCAUUUUACUCCUGACUCUCUUGACAUCAGAUGGGGUAUUCGUUAUUUAAAACAAACUGCAAUUCCAACAAUAUUUUCUUUGCCUGAAGACUAUCAGGGAAAAGACCUCUCCAAAAAAAAAUCUCAGAAGAAAAAAUUGGAAGAGAAAGAAGUGUGCCUAAAAGCCAGGUCAGAAGAAUCAUUUACAUCAAAUGAGGCAAAGAAUAUUACAGUUAACACAGAUGUACUUCCUGAACAUGCAGAAUUGCUUGAUUCAUCUGCCUUGGUGAAGCCAACAGCUCCAAAGCCAGGAAGCUUACAAAAUAAAGUAUUAACUCUUAAUCUAGUUAAGCAAGACACUGAAAAACUGAAAUCUACCCUGGAAAAAUCAGUUAACCAAGAUUUAGGUUUAAGAGGAUUUCAUACAUCUUUUGAGAAUCAAAAUUCUACAACUAUUACUUUGACAACUUCAAAUUCAGAAGUUAGUCACCAGUCUUUGGAAAGCCAAGAAGUACUUGAAAUAACAACCAAUCAUCUUGCUAAUCCAAACUUUACAAAUAAUUCCAUGGAAAUUAAAUCACAGGAAAAUCCAUUCUUAUUCAGCACAGUUAAUCAAACAGUUGAAGAUAUAAACACAAAUAAACAAUCUGUUAUUGCCAUUUUUGUGCCCACAGAAAAUUCUAAACCUGUAGUUAAUUCCUUUAUACCUGCCCCCAAAGAAACCAUGGAAAUGGAAGACAUAGACACUGAAGACUCCUUAUAUAAGAAUGUAGAUCAUGGGGCAGAAGUUUUACAAAUUGAACAUUCUUAUUGUAGACAAGACAUAAAUAAGGAACAUCUUUGGCAAAAAGUCUCUAAACUACAUUCAAAGAUAACCCUUCUAGAGCUACAAGAGCAACAAACUCUAGGAAGAUUAAAGUCUUUGGAAGCUCUUAUAAGCCAGCUAAAACAGGAAAACUGGUUAUCAGAAGAAAAUGUCAAGAUUAUAGAAAACCAUUUCACAACAUAUGAAGUCACUAUGAUAUAAAGAAGUUUCAAAGCUAAACCAAAUUUUUUUUUCCAGCUAAACCAAAUUUCCUGUAAAGUGAACUUUUUCCUAUAUAAUGUUCUCAUCUUGAUGAAGUUACAAAAGUGCUCUAAUAUCAUGAACUGCAUCCUAUUCUUAAAAUGCUCAUUAAUAAGAAAAAUAGUUGUUGUGAAGAAGAGAAAAAUAGUUAUAUUAUUGGGUAGUUUCCCAAAUUAAAAUAUAGUAAAUAGAUAAUAAGUCAGUAAUAGGAGACCAAUGAUAUGGUCAAAACACCCCAAAAUAGAUGAGGUUGGUUCUACCACUGACACAUGACAUGACCAAAGUACUUAUCAAGAUUGUAAAAUAAUCCCUAAUUUGUAAAAUAAGGGCCCUUACUAGAACUCAGUCGGUUUCUUUGUAGUCCCUUCCCUUUGUAUUUAUUGAUACUUUUAUUAAAACAGUUUUUCUAUAAGAUUAUAUGUACUUAUAUAAUAGAAAUUGGGGAGAAUUUGAUAUUCACUAUUAUUGCAUUCUCUGACCUUUUAGCUAUAGUUAGGUAUCUUACAUAAAGGAAAAUAUGGCUAUUCUAAUUUUUAUUCAGUUGAACUCAGCUUUUAGGAGAGGUACCUUAAACUUGAAAGAAUAUAUAUUUCAGUACCUUAUAUAUAGCAGACCGUGUUUAAGUCAUUUAAGUUUUUUAACAUCCUUAUUUAUAAAAUUAUAUUUAUAAACCAAAAAUAUAGGUUAAUUUUAAAUAUAUAUGUAUAUUUUAGAAAUUAUAGUCUGUAUCUAUUUCUUAAUAGGUAUAGCUUUUAAAGUAUAUGCUUGUAUCAUUUUUUAAAUCCAAAAUAAUAGAGUAAUACUUUAUUAUAUAUUCCCACGUAUGUAUAUUUUAUUAAAAUUUAUAAGCAAAUUAUAGAUAAGUGAUGAUGUCCUUAGGAAAACAAAGUUUUUCUCUUGGGAAAGAGAAGUGUUGGUGAUAUAAAUAAAAAUAAAGUUUAUAUCUGCAUGAGCUAAGAAAUAUAAAUGUAAAAGCAAAGUCGUUUUGGUAACAACCCAAAUGUGAACAAGAGACAAUAUGUUCUUUAAUAUCUGUUAAAAAUAAAAAAUACUGCUAUCUAAAA